UCCACAUCACCAUGGAUCGACACUCUUCCCAGCUUCAAACAUCAAAGAAUCAUUAGCCACUUCAGCACUUCACUUCUAUAUAGCAAAAUCAUUUACCAAUUUAGAUGCAUGAAUCAACUCUUAUUUGAACGGUCCACCGGCAGAAUCGGGCCAAAUGUCUUUGCCAGGCUAGAAACAACGCGGUUCCUGAACUCCUUCUGCGACGCCCCACAGUUCCGGUUCGACGGAGGAGAGCGGCUUCGAGGUAGCGCCGUGCAGGUCGAUGAGGCUGGCUCAUCUGUGACUUCGGAUGCCAAAACCUCUAUCUGGGCACAUCAGGCCGGUGUGAACGCUCUCGCUAUCGAACGCUUUGAUGGCCGUCUCCUCAUCUCAGGCGGCUCAGAUGCCUCGGUGAAACUAUGGGAUCUCGAGCAAUGCGGAAACCCUUCGACAAGUCACAUUUUCAAAGCCAUUUCUCAGGUUCCUCGAUCUGAAAAGGGACACAAAUUCGGGAUUACAACCUUGAGUUUCUAUCCCUUCGACUCAGCAGCGUUCCUGUCGACGUCGUAUGACCAAACCCUGAAGCUAUGGUCCACAGAUACCCUUAGCGUAUCUGGUUCGUUUCCUCUUGGGUCAAAGGUAUACACUCACACUGUAUCUCCAAUAGCAUCGCAUUUGCUAGUUGCCUGUGGGACGCAACACCCAGCCGUAAGACUGGUAGACCUGCGCUCAGGAUCCAAUAUUCAGUCGCUUGCGGGUCACACAGCUGCCAUCUUAGCCGCCGCAUGGUCGCCACGCCACGAGCAUAUCGUCGCUACAGGAAGUGUGGAUGGCACCGUCAGAAUCUGGGAUGUCCGUCGUGCUGGAGGUGCAAUCGGCAUGUUGGACCAAGAGGACAGUCUUGGUCUCUACCGCAAUGGACUCCUCGGAUCCGAUGGCAAAGUGCGUACGAGAAUGUCGGCAAAAGCACACUCUGGCCCCGUCAACGGACUUACGUGGACUGAUGAUGGGGCGUACAUUGUCUCUGCCGGCCAAGAUAGACGCAUUCGUGUCUGGGACGCUGCUACGGGGGCUAAUACUCUGGCAAACUUCGGGCCCAGCAUCAAGAACAGCCACCUUGCGAGCGUGACUAUGUUCACAUCGCCGCUGGGACUCACACAUCCCGGCAAGGAAGUACUUUUCUGGCCCAACGAGACCGAAUUGUUAGUGAUGGAUUUGCACGAUGGCCACACCAUCACGAAACUGAGAGGCACGGGUCCAGCCAUGGCCGGAGUGAAGUCGGCAAUCGGCGCAGGAAGCGCGGUCAAGAAUCGGGUUACAAGCAUCGCUUGGCGCGGGGCAGGAGGUGGAGGUUCCUCUAGUGGUGUGGUUAUGGGCGGAACAAACAUGGCCGGAGCCCUUUAUAGUGCACAUAUGGAUGGUCAGAUCAGGGCAUGGACGCCCCAGCUGGAAGGCUUGGACGAAGAGGGUGAAGAUGAUGGGAACACAGAAGUCAGUGAGGACAAAGCCAAGAAACGGAAGGCUAUGAAUGAUGUCUUUCAAAAUUUGAUGGGGAAGAAGAUUACAUUUAUCUAAGAUAUUCCACGUUGAAGACGCAUAGAUAGCGGAAGCUAAGUUUCAUUGUCCAAGUUCCAUUUCAGCUCAUUCGCUUGCUCACAUCAAGAGUGACAGGUUAUAGAAACCGGCUGUGGGUUCAUUUACGUCAUUAAAAGUUGCAAUGAUAGUUCAAAGCC
Pseudomassariella vexata is the source of this 1712-nucleotide messenger RNA. Its product is annotated as WD40-repeat-containing domain protein. Gene Ontology annotation, molecular function: protein binding. The coding region runs from base 109 to 1554 and encodes 481 amino acids. NCBI's taxonomy places the organism in Eukaryota, Fungi, Ascomycota, Sordariomycetes, Amphisphaeriales, Pseudomassariaceae. Gene Ontology annotation, biological process: proteasome-mediated ubiquitin-dependent protein catabolic process; protein polyubiquitination; transcription-coupled nucleotide-excision repair. The record is from RefSeq and is a predicted model, not a curated record. Gene Ontology annotation, cellular component: nucleotide-excision repair complex; Cul4A-RING E3 ubiquitin ligase complex. The transcript is spliced from 2 exons.